AUGAGCAUCGUGAGCUGGAACUGUCAAGGCUUGGGGCGGCCUCAAGACUUGACAGUUCAGAGACUCAUGGAAAUACGUCAAAAAUAUUUCCCUGAGGUUCUCUUUCUGAUGGAGACGAUGCGCUGUAGAAACGUCCUUGUAGAUAUUCAAGUGUGGCUCGGUUAUGACUUUGUAUAUACGGUGGAGCCUGUAGAUACAUGGGGUGGUCUUGCUGUUUUUUGGAAAAGAAGUUCGGAGUUGGUCUUUAAUCAUGUGGAUAAGAACUUAAUGGAUUUUCAUGUACAGUUUGGUAAUUUCGGAUUCUUCCUUUCUUGGGUAUAUGGGGACCCUGCUUAUGAUAGGAGACACAAAGUUUGGGAGAAACUGUCUCGGAUUGGAGUUCAGAGACAACAACCAUGGGCUAUGAUUGGAGAUUUUAAUGAAAUCUUGAGCAAUGAAGAAAAACUGAAUGGGCCAAGAAGAAGUGAUAACUCUUUUAAACCUUUUGGUGACAUGCUGCACGCUUGUGGGAUGAAGGAACUCUUAAGUUCGGGCAAUGGAUUUACGUGGGCAGCCUCUCAACUUUUCUUGGAAAUGAGAGGCUCUGAUCAUCGCCGGGUACUGUUAAGCCUAAUGGACUCUCAUGAAAAAUACAGAGGAUCCUUUAGAUUUGAUAAAAGAAUGCUCCAUAGACCGGAUGUUAAGGAGGCAGUGAGGCAUGCUUGGUCUACUAAUUGCAAUGGUCUUGGAGCUUUAGUGGCAGAUAGGAUCAGAGAUUGUAGAAAAGCUUUGAGUAGAUGGAAACACUCUUCAGAUUUGAACUCUAAGCUCAGAAUAUCAAGAAUCCAAGAAGAGUUUGAUGCAGCUAUGUCUAGCAGAAACCCUAAGCCUGCUGUUCUAAGUUCCCUGAAAUUCCAGUUGAUAAAAGCCUACUCUGAUGAAUCGAGCUUCUGGAAACAGAAGAGCAGAGAUCAAUGGAAUGCCUUUGGAGACAGAAAUUCUAAGUUCUUCCAUGCUUCAAUUAAAACAGAUAGAAACAAGAACUAUAUUGAGAAACUCCAGGAUGCCAGUGGGAACAUGGUUAGAGGAGAAGCUUCAAAGGGUGAAGUAGCAACAAAAUACUUCUCUAAACUCUUCAAGUCCUCGAAACCUUCAGACCUUGAUUCCUUAUUCAGUGGGAUGGCUCCUAGAGUGACUGAUAGAAUGAAUGGCCUUCUGACUUCUGUGGUAACCAAAGAUGAAAUUAAGAGGGCAGCCUUUGCUAUUAAGCCGAGCAGUGCUCCUGGCGCUGACGGUAUGACUGGAUUGUUUUUUCAGCGAUAUUGGGAUAUUGUGGGUCCUAGAGUCGUGAUGGAAAUUCAAGGUUUUUUCAAUUCAGGGUCUUUCCCUAAACAAUGGAACUUCACGCAAAUCUGUCUGAUCCCAAAGAAGCUUCAUUCUCCCUUGAUCUCUGAUCUCCGUCCUAUAAGCUUGUGUUCGGUGCUGUAUAAAAUAGUCUCCAAGAUUCUGGUUUCGAGGCUUCAGCCUUUUCUAUCUGAUCUAGUGGCACCGAACCAGUCAGCAUUUGUGGAAGACAGGUUGAUAUUUGACAACAUUUUGAUCGCUCAUGAAGCUGUUCACGCCCUGAGGACUCAUCCGGUGGUAUCUAAUGAGUUCCUAGCUGUUAAGACUGAUAUGUCAAAAGCAUACGACAGAGUUGAAUGGGGAUAUGUUGAAGCUCUCUUGAAAGCUAUGGGGUUUGAUAUCAAAUGGAUUGAAUUGGUAAUGUUCUGCAUCUCUUCGGUAAACUAUUCUGUUCUUAUCAAUGGACAGCCUUAUGGAUUGGUGACACCAGAGAGAGGUCUUAGGCAGGGAGAUCAUCUCUCUCCCUUCCUGUUUGUCCUUUGUACUGAAGGCCUAACCCACCUGAUGAACAAAGCCGAAGAGAGAAGUCUGAUUGACGGGAUCAGUUUCUCAUUGGACGGUCCGACAAUUCAUCAUCUCCUGUUUGCUGAUGAUAGUUUAUUCCUUCUUAAAGCUUCGGAAUCCCAAUGUCAGCAACUGCAGUCGAUCUUGCAUUACUAUGGGAGUUUAACAGGGCAAGUGAUAAAUCUUUCAAAGUCAUCCAUUACUUUUGGCGAGAAGGUGAAUGAGGCUUUAAAACAGAGAUUAAGGGUUCUGCUAGGUAUCUUUAAUGAAGGAGGGGCUAGCUCUUAUUUGGGGUUACCUGAGUGCUUCUCUGGCUCAAAGAUUGAGAUGUUGAACUUUAUCAAAGACAAAACCAAGAAGAACUUAUCAAAUUGGUACUCGAGGACACUUUCACAAGGUGGAAAAGAAGUGAUGAUCUGGUCAGUAGCCAUGGCGUCUCCUAUCUUUUCUAUGAGCUGCUUCAAGUUUCCAAAAACCACUUGUGACAAUUUAUCCUCUGCCUUGGCGACCUUUUGGUGGAGCUCAGUGGAAGACAAAAAGAAAAUUCAUUGGGUGAGUUGGGAGAAAUUAUGUCUUCCUAAGCAUCUUGGUGGGAUGGGUUUCAAAAAUUUGCAACUCUUCACCCAUGCUCUUUUGGCAAAACAAGCCUGGCGGAUUUUAAACGACCCUGAUUCUCUUUAUGCGAGAUUUAUAAAGAGCAGAUAUUUUCAGGAUGGAAAUCUUGGUAAAGCGACACUAGGUGCCAGACCCUCUUACGGUUGGAGAAGCCUAUUGUUCGGAAAAGAGCUUCUGGAUCAAGGACUCAAAUGGAUGAUAGGCAAUGGUGAAGAUAUUCUUGUAUGGGCCACUCCAUGGAUUGAAGAUGGUGAUAGAAUGAGAAUUCCUUUGAUGAAAAACAUUUUCGUUGAUUUGGAUUUGAAGGUAGCAGCUCUGAUUGAUCAACACUCUAAGAGUUGGAACAUGAGUUUGCUGAGAGAUCUGGACUUUAAAGUCUGGAAGUAUAAUGCGUGUGGAGCGUACACGGCCAAAUCAGGGUAUUGGCUAGCCUCUAAACUGUCUAAUUUUGAGGUUAGGAGACAGGCUGAAGCUCUACCGUCCAUUAACCCGCUUAAGGAGCUCAUUUGGGAUCUUUCUAUUCCAUCAAAGCUCAGAAUCUUUCUUUGGAAAAUUGUGUCUAACGCUUUGCCGGUGGCUGAUGGAAUAGCUUCUCGGGGGAUGCAGGUUGAUAAUAGAUGCCAAUUCUGUGGAAUGGAUGGUGAAACUGAAAAUCAUCUGUUGUUUACUUGUCCCCAUGCUAGACUUGUUUGGGCAGUUUCUGGUGUUCCUUUGCCUCAUGAGGGGUUUAGUACUUCCAUUUUUCAGAACAUCAAUUUUCUUCUCGCUGGCCAGAAGAAUUUCAAAAUUCCUGCAUAUCUAAGGAAUGUGUUUCCGUGGCUGUUGUGGAGAAUUUCGAAAAAUAGAAACAGCCUUAUCUUUGAAGGGUUAGAGUUUGAGGCUUUAGGAGUAGUAAGAAAAGCGUUUAAUGACAUGAAUGAUUGGUCCCAAGCUCAAGCUGUGGAGAAUGCUGCUGAGACGAACCCAUCUGUUAGCCUUUCAGAUAAUCUUGUCGAAUGGUCGCCGCCUCCUGAUCAAUGGAAAAAAUGUGAUAUAGGUGUUGAAUGGGACAAAAGGAACCAAAGAUGUGGAGCAGCGUGGCUGGUGAGAGACCGUAAAGGAGUUGUAUUACUUCACAGUAGAUGUUCUUUCACUAAUAUCCCAUCAUUGAGAGAGGCUCAAGUUCAAGUUUGGGUAUGGGCUAUUGAAAGCAUGAGGAGUCUUGGUUUCUCGAAGAUAGUGUUUGUAGGAGAUUCAAAAGAGUUAGUUGGAGCUGUUAUCAGACCGCCUGCUUGGCCAUCGUUUAGGUGGAUGUCGAACAGAAUCCUAUCUUCUCUCCAGUAUAUUUCUGAGUGA
Brassica napus (rape) is the source of this 3837-nucleotide messenger RNA. RefSeq lists its product as uncharacterized. The coding region runs from base 1 to 3837 and encodes 1278 amino acids. The transcript is spliced from 3 exons. Gene Ontology annotation, molecular function: nucleic acid binding; RNA-DNA hybrid ribonuclease activity. Lineage: Eukaryota; Viridiplantae; Streptophyta; Magnoliopsida; Brassicales; Brassicaceae. The record is from RefSeq and is a predicted model, not a curated record.